CCGAAGUACGACGCUCGCACCCAUGGUCUUCAGUAGCAACACUUCUUCGAACGACAAGGACCAAUCUCGGUCAACGUUGAAGACUAGAGUGCAGUCGCGACUCCAGACCGCGUUGAUGCCGAGACGGCACAUUCAGUCCUCGACGGUGAUCCUCCCCUCGGGGCCCCAGUCGGAAUGCAGCACUUUGGUUGAUUUCCCCAUCGACGAUGCUCUGCUGAAGCAGCAGAUAGACGAGGAAGAAGACUACACCGAAGAUUACAUGCUGGAUGCCGACAAUUCAGCCUGGUCCACGGGAAAAUAUACGCCGUCGAAGGCGUCCAAAAGAUACGCGGGCGCACGCAUCGCGAUGAAAAGCACCCUGUCGCAGGACCACCUGCUUAGCGCGGACAACAGUGCCUGGGUGGCUGCACGCCCCUGUGCCGCUCAGACUAAGUCGCGGACUUGGUAUGCCACUACCGGACGCCACCCGCAAGCGGCGCCAGCCUUUCAGGCACAAUUGCUCGACCCCGAGGACAGGGCGUGGAUGUAAAGAGCAAAUAUCGGGCAUGACUGCUGGCGGUGCCGGUGCCCUUGCCGCAAGGACACUCUGUAUAUUUUUUCUCUUUCGUUGGGUGUAAGCUAGUAUCUGAACUGUAUAAUGUAAUUACAACCGUCUCUUGCG
Molecule: messenger RNA, 661 nt
Organism: Trametes versicolor FP-101664 SS1
Lineage: Eukaryota; Fungi; Basidiomycota; Agaricomycetes; Polyporales; Polyporaceae
Exons: 7
Coding region: 23-529 (168 amino acids)
Source: RefSeq, a predicted model, not a curated record